UUUAUUUGGAUUUAUUUCUUUAGGAAAGAGCAUUAAAGAAUACUACCAAUCGAUCAAAGAGGAAAUGGGAGUCGAAAAAUGGUUCAGUCUCCACACCACGACAUCACAUUCGACGUGGAAUGGUGUUAACUUCUCCUACCGGUCAAAUUGAGACAUGGCGUCUAAAGCAUUAUGAUGCUGAGAUUGGAUGGACUGGAAUAGAGCUCGGGCCAUUAUAUGAUAAAAUGAUGGAGUUAAGGGGUCAACAUCCUCUAGAAGAACUGUCUGAUAAAGAGAUUAUGGAGCGUGUACUUGGACGUGAUUCGGUAUACUUGCGAGGGUGGGGGCGGUCUCCUAGUGUCACAACUUCUACUUCACAUCGUGAAAAUAUUGUGGGUAAUCAACCAACUUAUGAAGAGUUAGUUGAACGACUUAAUGAUACAACUUCCCGCCUUAAUGCUACUAACGAACAACUUAGUGUAGUUGUGGAUAUACUUCGUCAUAACAAUUUGAUGGUACCGCCUCCACCACCUCCAACAGACCAAGCUUCAGAUGCACAUUUAAGAGAGUCGCCAUCUAUUUCAGUUCGGGAGUCACAAGAUGAUUCUUAGUUUAUUUACAUUAAUUUACUAAGGAAUGAACUUUAUGAAGUUUUUUUUUUUAUUUUGGUAGGGGUAACCUUAAAAUGAUAACUUUAUGACUUAUUUUAGUAUUGAACAUCAUAAAGAA
Messenger RNA from Humulus lupulus (European hop), 708 nucleotides. RefSeq lists its product as uncharacterized. The transcript is spliced from 2 exons. Lineage: Eukaryota; Viridiplantae; Streptophyta; Magnoliopsida; Rosales; Cannabaceae. The record is from RefSeq and is a predicted model, not a curated record. Bases 120 to 590 code for a protein of 156 amino acids.